This is a messenger RNA of Paramecium sonneborni, 10268 nucleotides long. The record is from the annotation of a GenBank genome assembly. Lineage: Eukaryota; Ciliophora; Oligohymenophorea; Peniculida; Parameciidae.
AUGGUCUCCAAAUAAACUAGAAGUAUAGCAAAAGGCUUAGAAAAUCAGAUAAAAUGUUGUAAAAUUAAAGAAGUAAAAGUGUAAUUUAAUACCUUUGGGCAUCGUCUUGCUUAUAAAGCAAAGCCACAGGAAAAUUAAGAAAUUAUCUAAUAUCUGAGAGGGGGAGGAUGCAUAACGAGUAAAGAGUCAAGUGAAAUUGUUAAUUCAGUCGAAAAACCUUAAUCCAUUCCUCUAACAAUAUCAGACGAUUUUAUCCCUUAAUUAGUAAGGGUUGUUUAAAUAAUAUCUUGUAAUUCAUCAUAGAUAGCAGAUCAAUCUAAAUUUGAACUGACAUUGAUGGCGGUAUAGUGGUUAGCCUAUCACCGAGAAUCAUUUCAUGUAUUAGGAUCAAAAUCAGAAAUAUAGAAAUAUUUCAAAAUUAUAUCAGAUAGCUUCUAAAUUUUAAUGAAAGCAAGUCUAACAUACAUAAAAACAUCUAAUCUUUUAUGUCUAUAAUUGCUAUAAACAUGUACUAUUAUGGCUAAAAACUUAUAUGAUUAUUUUCAAUUUAAUGACAGAAUAUAGGAUUUUAACAAAGAGCAAAUUUAAGAUUGUAUUUCUUAAUUACAACAAGAAAAAUAGAGUAUGUCUCAAGCCUGGGCUACUUGUUUUGAAUAUGAAAUUAUCAUGAUUUAGGCUGCUGUAAGAUUCUAUCCAUCAGAUUACAAGGAAAUUGAAGUGAUUAAAGAAUAAUUUUUUCGUGGGGUUGUAAGAGUGUCUUAUCAUUUAGUAUUUCAGAUGAAUUAAUUGAUUCUUUGGUUUCUUCUAUUGGCUUAUUAAUUAAGAUUGGAUUCGAAAAAUACUAAAAAUUUGCCUCAAUAGAAAUCUUCAAACAAUAUUACCUAUUCGAUACACUCAAGUGGCUCCUUAUUGAAAAAAUAAGAAAUAAUUAUAGUAUAAAAAGUAUUUUAUCCACCUUAAAUAAAUUGUUUACUACAUCUGUUGAAAAAUCUAAGGAUUGGAUUACACAUUAUCAGUGGAUGAGACUAUUAUCAGAUAUCUUAAUUGAAAGGCCUUUAAUAAAUACUAAUAAACCAUAUUUUGUGAAAAAUGCUAAUUCAUGGUAAAAUUUCAUUGAUUAUUAAUUGAUAUCACCUCUAAAAUAAAAUAAAAAUGAAGCAGUUCUAUUCUUUGAUUAAAUUUCAGAAAAAAAUCUUAUUUAUUAGGAAUAUUAAGAACUUUGUAAUUAAUUUGGAUUGAGGAAUUCCUUUAGAUUUUUUAAGUAUCUUGAAAAACCAAUUCUUUUUGAAAACUUGAAAUAUUUGGAUGCAUAUGUUACUUUUUAAGGCGAAUUUAAUAAUUAACAAAUAUUAGCACAUUAAUGUUUCAAGAACAAUAUUUCUGAAAUAAUAGAAGGAAAAUCAAUAAAUGAUAUUGAAUUUAUCAUAAAUAAAAUGAAGUAAAUACAGACAAAAUUUAAUGGUAGUUAAAGAAUGGUUGAAGAGAGUUUAACAUAAUAUUCAAAACUUAAAUCAUAAAACUAAGUUACUGAAAUGUAUUUAGAAGAUAUACAUGAAAGCACCAACUACUUGAGAAACUAUAGUAUAAAAUUCAUCAAAGCUGCUUUUAAAUUAUAAUAUUACCUUAAAUUUGUUCACUUUUAAUAUAGUAUUAUUCUUGGAUUAAAUAAUCAAAAUGACCUAGAAAAUGCAAUUACGAAGAAUUUUAGUAAAAUCAAAGUUGAAUAUGAGAAAAUACUACAAGAAAAAUAAUAAAAAGAAUCAAAAGCCUCCAAAAUUUGGGAAGAAGUAAAUAAUUUUGUUUCAAAGUACUAUUGCUUGAUUUUUCAAGUUAACUAAAUGAUAUUUAAGAGUUUACAAAAUUCCAAUCAAUUGGAAACAGUUCUUAAAAGGUGGAUUUAAUUGUCGAAAACAAAAUACCUAUAAUUUGAUGAAAAUUUUAAGAAUAUAGAGAAAGAAGUUAAUGAAUUAAAGUCAUUACAUGAGAAAUUUAAACCGAAAUUAAUUGAAAUUACUGAUACUGAAACAAAGGUAAUUGAUUUUUUUUCAAAUAGAGCUGAUUAAGUUAAUUUUAAUUAAAUUAAUGAAUAUUUUAAGCUACUUAUAGAAUCAGAUUUGAAUUUAUUUCUAUAGAAACUAAGCAUUAGCACUGUAAAUAUGAAUACUGUAAAAACUAACACUGCAGAUACUAACACAGAAAAUGAUGAUGAGUUAUUAAAACAUUUUGAAUUAUAACAUAAUAUAGCUUUAUCAAGAAAACUUAUCAAAGUUUAACUCCUAUAAACUAAUAAACUACAAAUGGUAUUUUCUGAUUUUUGUAAAUCUCUAACUCAAAUUUAAAAUAUUAUAGUUUAAUAAGAAUAAAUUCUAUCUAAGAUUGUUAAUUUAUAUCAUUAAGGAAAAUAAAAAUUGAAAGUAGAAUCUGAAAAAUUGUCGAUAUUAUAAUAGACUUUAAAAAAAUCAUAAAAUCUUUAAAUUCUUCUUUCCUAAUAUAUAUAAUCCUAAUUGAAAGAAAAUAAAUAAGCAGAUAAUAGUGAAGAAUUUAAAAAUAAAAUUUCUAACUUAUUUUAUUAGAAUUCAGAAGAUUAUGAAAAAAAAGAAACAAAAUAAAUUACUUUAGAAACUGAAAUUCAUAAAAAUAUUUGUGAGAAUUUUAAUAGAUUUUAAAAAAAUAUAAUCAAUUGCUAGCCUAAUGAAGUUGUAAAUUAAAUUAUUGAAUUCUUAAACAAUUUUAUUUUGACUAUAGAAUUAAUAAUUUCUUUGUAUAAUGUAGGUGAUUUUUAAAAAUAACUCUAAAAAUUUUAUGAAAUAUUAGACAUAUAAUUAGUUACCAUUCAACAAGAAGUCAACCCUAACCAAUAUUUAAGAAGUUAUAUUUUUGAAAGAAAUGAUUAACCCUUAUCUUUAUUUUCAAAGGCAUAAAACGAUAUUGUCAUAGGAAUGAACAAAGUAUGCUAAUGUAUUUUAAUUAAUGAAUUAAUCAAGCCAAUUUUAUAAAGUCAAAAUAACAUGAUUUAAAAUAGUUCUUAAAAUUAGAAAAGUUUAGGCAUCAAGUCAAGGGAAUGUUUAGUUUAUCUUUUAAUAAGAAUGGCUAACCAAUCAAAAGAAUAAUAUAUAAUUGCAUAUGCAUAACAAUUAUUGGUAGAUUGUUGGAGUAAUGAAAAAGAUUAAGGUGUGAGAAACUUUAUCAAAAAUAAAGAAAUUUUAGAUUUCUAAAAAAAAUUGUUUUCUUAAAAUUUACAAUUAAUUAAUGAAAAAUUGAAAGAAUAAACAAAGUUUAAAUUUAUAUAAAUUAAAGAGUUAGAAAAUAAAUUAAAGCAGGAGAAGAGUAUCUUAGUAAGAGAAUAAAAAAGGGAUGAAAUUGAAAAGAAAUAUAAUGAAUUGGAGAAUUUUAUAUUAAAUAUAUAAGAUAUGAGUUAAAAGGUUGAUUUAGCAUUUCCCUUUCUUAUAGAAAUUAAUAAAGAAUUGUCUCUGAUAAAAUAAAAAGUUGAGAAUUUGCAAAAUAUUGUCAGUGAUAUUGCUAGAGAUAUAACACUAUUAAGAGGAAAGUCUUUUUAAGAGUUAUUAGAUAUCAGAAAAAAUACAGUAUUGUAAAACAAAAAGCUAAGCGAUCUAUAAAAUAUUUAUAUCCCAAAAUAUGGUUUGGAAAUUGAUCCUUAAAAAGGAACUAAAGAUUCAAAAAGAACACCCAUUUUGGUUGAUGAAUAGAAUAACUUAGAAGCUGAAGUCAACGAAUUUUUAUGGAAAGAAUAUUAAGACAAAGAUGUAUUACUUAUUCAUGGAAUUGCAGGAUCUGGAAAAAGCACUUUAGCUAGAAAAAUUGAAGAAUUUUUAUGGGGCUUACAUGAUUGGAAACAAAAAGGUUCUAUUAUACCAAUAUUUAUUUCAUUACCAUCACUUUAAGAACCGAGAUUUAACUUGAUAGAUUAAAUUCUUUAAUCUGAUAUUUAUCAAUUUGAUAGAAUAUAAAUUCAUGAAUUUAAAAAUUUUAUAUCAAUGCAAGAUCAUCGAGUUUUAUUUAUUCUAGAUGGGUAUGAUGAGUUGAAUUCAAAAUUUCUUCAAUAAAAUUUAUAUAGUACUAAUAGAAUAGAAAAAAUUUGGAAAGAUAGUAGAUUAAUAUACACUACGAGAUCUGAAGUACUAAUCCAAAAUUAAUAUUAAUAAUGGUUCUAAGGAAAAAAAAAAAAAUGUUAAAAGAAGUAGAAUUACAACCUUUUACUCAAUUUGAGUAAAAAUAAUAUGUUAAGGAAUUUUCAGUGUUAAAAUUAAAAUUAAAGAUACUUUAAUUUGUAGAAGAUGCACAUCAAAUGGAGUAAAAAAGAAUGAAUUAUUUUACAUUUGAAAAUUUAUGGUAAUAGAUUAAAUCAUUGAAAAUACAAGAACGGAAUCAUUAAUUGCUUAGUGAAGUUGAUGUAACAAAGAUAAGUGAGAUAGUUUAAAAUCAUGUAAAACAUUUUUUUUAACUACAAUUUCAAGAAUUGUAGUUAAAUCUGAAAAAAGAGAUUUCAGAAUUAUGGAGUUCAGUGAAAUUUGAAAGUUCAAUAAACUUUCUUGGCAUAAGGCCUAUUUUAAUUUCCCCAUUUAUGCUUAAUAUAGUUGUUUGUGUAUUACCAAGUAUGACAGAAUAUCAUUCAGAAAUAAAUAGGAUAAAGAAGCGUUUUAUUUAGAGAUUUAUUGAGCUUAAAUAAAAAUAAUUAUUGAUUUCUCGUAAUUAAAAGUAAUCAUUUUAAACCGAACCCAAUAUUGAAGAAGAUUAAAAUACAUUAUCUACAUAUGCCAAUAAAUUAUGGGAACAAUUAGAAGAAAAAGAAUAUUUUAACGAUUUUUCAAUUUUAAAUUAAAUAAAACUGCCUUAAGUUUUUAAUUUGGAGGAUCAAUCACUUGUUUUUAUGGCCAUAAAAUACUAAAACCUAAAAAUCCUUGAUUUCUAUAUUGCUUUUGUUUAAUUUUAUUAAAAUAAUUAAAUAAAAAAACUUAGUGAACAAGGAAAAAUAUAAGAUGAAGAAAUCUUCAAAAAGAACCUAAAUUUAUUUUAACAAGCCUUAGCCAUAGAUAUGACAUAAAAUUAACUUUCUUAAGUUAAUUAUGAGAAAAAAGUACAACUUAGACUUGAUGUAGAAGAAGACUUAGAAGAUGAUAAUAAUGAUUCAUGGAUGGAUAAAUAUUUUGAUGAUAGCAACGAAGGAAAUAACAAAAAACUCUUAAGAAAAGCCUCUUUAUUAUAUUAGAAGGGAAAUGUAUUUUCAUUUAUUCAUAAAUCUAUACAGGAAUAUUUUGUCUCUAUGUACUUAAUUGAUUUUCUUGAUUUUCUUCCAAAAAUUGACUAGAAUUAGAUUUCUAAACUCUUGGAAAGAUUAAUAUAAUAAAUUAAAAUGAAUGGAAAAAGUAAGUUUAAUAGCUUAAAAAUAUUAAUUGAAAACAUAAAAUUGUAUCUCAAACAAGAGGCUAGUGUCAAUCCGAAUAUCAUAUAGUUUCUCAAGAUUGCUAGUAAAAGUAAAUUUAGCCAGCUGUAUUUGUCCCUCUAAUCCUAUUAUGGAAUAUAAAAAUUUAUAUUUGAUGAAUUUAGAAUGAAAAAUGAAUCACAAGCUAAAUUAUUAUUAAUUAUUAGAUUGUCAUCCUUACUUUCAGAUUUCUUAAGAAUCUCAUCCAAUGGAUUAUAUCUUUAUACUUAAAUAUUUGGAGUCUUGCAUUAGAUUAAUUUGGAAUAUAUAGAGAUUGAAGGUGUUAACAUUUAAGGAUGUUCAUGUUAUAAUGUUAAUUUAAAUGAAACUCAAUUUCAAAAUGUUAAUAUAAGUUAAUGUUCAUUUAUUGCAUCUGAAAUGUAAUGUGUUAAUUGGAAUAAUUUGAUUUGUUCAGAAUAACCAAGAUUUGAUGGACAUGAAGAUGUGGUAUUCUCUAUAGUUUUCUCUUCUGAUGGAAAUACUCUCUUAUCUUCGAGCUAGUAUGAACCCACUAUACGAGUAUGGGAUGUAAAAUAAGAAAUUCAAUCAAGAAGAAUAGAUAUUCAUAAUAGAGAAGUUUAUCAAUUAGCAUUCUCCCCAGUUGGAGAGUUAUGGGCUACUGCACAUACUAAGGAUGGCUUAGUUACACUUUGGAAGAUUAAUUAGACAGUUCCAGUCAAAGAAUUUUCUUAUCAUAGUGGAAAAGUUUGUACUGUUAUAUUUUCUCCUGAUGGUAAUAUGCUUGCAUCGGGAGGUAUGGAUAAAAAAAUAUUUGUGUUUGACUUGUCAACUUUAUAACCUGUUUAUUACUUUUAUGGUCAUACAAAUACUAUUAUUUCACUUGAGUUUUCACCAACAUCCAAAGUUUUGGCUUCAGGAGGUUUCGACAAAAUUAUUUACAUAUGAGAAUUAAAAGAAAAAAGUUAGUUUAAACAACUAUUAGGUCAUACAGAGUAGAUUAGAUCACUUUCAUUUAAAAAUGAUAAUUUUUUAGUAUCUGGAAGCAUUGAUUAAACAAUUAGAUUAUGGAAUAUAAAGUCAGGUUAGGAAAUUAUUAAAAUUGGAGAAAAUAUAGAUAUUGGAAAAAUUUAUUAAGUUAAAUUUUCUCAUGAUAAGAAAAUUUUAGCAUCAAGUGAUAGCUCCACUAUAAUUUUACGGGAUGCUUCAACUUGGAAAAAAAUAACGAAAUUUGAAGGCCAUUCUGAUUUAAUACUAUGCCUUGCAUUUUCCCCAGAUGGAUAAACGUUAGCUUCUAGUGGUAGGGACAAAUCAAUUAGAUUUUGGAAUAUUCAUGGAGAAAAAAAUAUUUAAUAAUUAAAUAGUCAGUCAUAUAUAAAUUGUGUUGUAGUGUCACCAGAUGGAUUAUCUAUUGUUUCAGGUGGAGAUGAAUUAAUUAAAUAAUGGGAUUUAAAAGGAGGAAUUGAAAUUAGAAGAUUUAUAGGACAUACUGCCAGUGUUAAUGCACUUUGUUUUACUGAAAAUGGAUAGUAUUUAAUAUCAGGAGGAGUUGAUAAGAUAAUAAUAAUUUGGGAUGUAAAUUUAUCAUAGGAAAUAACAAGAUUUAUUGGGCAUUAAUAUGUAAUAAUGGAUUUGAAGAUUUCACCUAAUUAAAGGUUUAUAGCAUCAUGCGAUGAUUACUUCAUAAUAAUUUGGGAUCGAUAAAAAUCAAAAAAAGGAGGCUAUUAUUGGGAAUUAUCUAGUUAGUCUACAGUUACACGAUCAAUAGAGUUUUCUCUUGAUGGCAAAUUAUUCGUUUCAGGUGGAGAUAAUAAUUUAAUAACGGUAUGGGAUUGGGAAAAAUAACUCGAAAUUUAUUAGUUAAAAGGACAUACAGAAUAAUUAUUCCAAAUAAGAUUUUUUUCUAAUGGAUUAAGGUUGGCAUCUUGCAGUCGAGAUAAAACAAUUAGAGUAUGGGAUAUAAAGGAACAGAAGGAACUAUUUAAAUUGAUUGGGCAUUCGAAGCCAGUUUUUAAAAUUUAAUUAACAAUGAAUGAAUAAUAAUUGGUAUCUUGUAGUGCAGAUAUGACAAUUAGAUUUUGGAAUUUAAUUAAUUAACAAUAAAAAUUAAGAAUUUAAACUCAUUCUAAUUUUAUCUUAGGAUUUUCAAUCAGUCCUAAUAACAAAUAAUUAAUCUCGUUUAGUAUGGAUAAUACUCUGAAAUUAUGGGACAUAGAUGGCCAUCAUGGAUAUUAAUCAGAUAUUGGCCAUACAAAUAAAAUUACAGACAUAGUGUUUUCUCCAGAUGGUUAAAAGCUUGCUUCAUGUAGCAAAGAUAAAACUAUAAGAGUAUAUCAUGUUUAAGAUAAAAAGGAAAUUUUAAGAUUAGAAGGACAUAAAGAUCAAGUAUUCCAAAUUAUAUUUACAUCAAAUAAAUUGAUAUCAUGUAGUCAGGAUAAAACAAUUAAGAUAUGGGAUACAUUUAUGGGUCAUCAAAUAGCAAAUAUAGAAUGCUUAAAUAGUUUUGCUACAUCUAUAGAUAUCUCAUAAAAUUAAGAUUACUUGGCUUGCGGAUGCUAUGAUGGUUCAAUUUUGGUUUGGGCUAUUUAAGGUAAUUCAAACAUAAAUUUAAAAUUUAUGAUGGCUGGACAUAUACAAAUUAUUACAUCAAUUGUAUUUUCUCCUAAAGAAAACAUCUUAGUGUCUGGAAGCCAUGAUUAAUAAAUAAAAUUAUGGAAUAGCCAUACUGGAUUAGAAGUGAAAACAUUGAAGAUAAAAUUGUAAUUUAUUUAGAAGAUCAGAAUCUCUCCAAAUGGAUAAAACAUAAUUAUUAUAUGUUAAGAUGAAUUUAUUCGAGUUUGGAAUCUAGAACAGGAAAAUUCAAUAAUUACUCUAAAAGGUCAUAAUGAUGUAGUGCUCUCAAUAGCAUUUUCAGAAUUUGGUUUAAUCUCAGGAAGCAAAGAUAGAUCAAUAUGAUUAUGGAAUAUCGAAUUAGCUUAAGAGAUAUUAAAAUAAGAUAUAGAAACUGAGUGUACUUGUCUUGCAUUUAAUAAUAAAAGGAAAUAUUUAGCAUAUGCUAAUGAUGAUUAGAUUGUUAUAUGUGAAUCAUAUUAUUGUAAAAAGACUGUAUUAUAUUGCCAUUAACGUAAAGUUAAUUCGAUUGCAAUUACCAACAGUGGUUUAGUAGUGGCAUCUGCUUCUGCUUAAGAGAGCAAAAUACAAUUUUGGCAUUUAAAAAAUCUGUAAGGAUUCGGUUUUGUUUCUGCAAAAAAAGUUUGCUGUAUUUCAUUUAUGCCAAAUGAAAUUUAAUUAGUAUCAGGAGGAAUGGAUAAUAUUGUUCGAUUAUUUGAUUUAAGAACAAUUAAAUAAAUAAAAGAAUUUAUUGGGCAUACAAACAAAAUUAGUUCAAUAGAUAUUUCUCCUGAUAGUUCAACAAUUGUAUCUGAUAGUUUUGACUAGUCAAUAAUCUUUUGGAAUGUGGAAAGCGAAAUUAAGUAAAAAAUAGAUAUUCAAAAUACCGUUCUUGUUGUUAAAUAUUCAAUUUCAGGAUAAUUAGUAGCAAUAGGAGUGGAAAACUCGUCAAUAAAAAUCUUGGAAGCAAAUACUAAAUUAAAUAGCAAAUAAUUAAAUGUUUAGUUUAAAACAAUAAAAACUUUGGCAUUUUCUCAGAAUGAUUUAAUUUUAGCUUCUGGAGAUGAUAAGGAUGUAAUUUUAUGAUUUAUUAAAUGGAUAAAUAAUUACUUCACUAACAGGCCAUUCAGAUUUAAUAACAUCUGUAUAAUUUUAUCCAAAUAUAAAUAUUAUAGCAACUUGCAGCAAAAAUAAAACAAUGUCUAUUUAAUAUUAACCAAAUGAAAGAAUUUUGGCAACUUGCAGCAAAGAUAAAACAAUGAGAUUUUGGAAUGUAAAUAGCGAAAAUCAUAAUGAAGUCACAAUAGUAAAAUAGCUAGAAGGAUUUAGAUGCAUAUAAUUUGCACCUGAUGGCAAGACUCUAGUAUUUUGUGGUGCAUCUAAUGAUAUAAAAAUAUGGAAUUGUACUUUUUUAUAAGAAUAUCACACAUUUUUUUUCAAAUAAUGUUAAAAAGCCCUUAUUUCAUUUUCAGCAAAUGAACAAAGUUUGGCUCUAGAUUAUAUUGAUGGAUCAGUAAGAAUAUUUACAAUAUCAGAGGGAAAGUAGAUUUAAAAAAUUAUUUUAAAAGAUAUGGAAAUUCAAUCUCUCUGUAUUUCUCCAAACGGGAUGUAAUUAGCAACUGGAUUUAAAAAACAAUGCAUUAGGAUCUGGAAUAUAAUUGAUUCAACAUAUAAUGAAAUAGUAAGUAAUAUUUUAGAUGUUACAUCUUUGGCAUAUUCAUCAAACGGAUUGAUAUUGGCAGCUGGAAGUCAUUAAUAGAUAAUAUUAUUAAAUAGUUAAAAUUGGAGUGAAAAUAAACGAUUGAAGGGUCACACAGACGAUAUAGUUUCACUUUAAUUUUCUGAUGACAAUUAACUAUUAUUGUCAAAUAGUAAAGAUAACACUCUAAGAAUUUGGGUAAUUUAAACUGGGGAAAUAAAGUAAAUAAUGUAUACGUCAUUAAUUAAUGUAAAACUAGCAUUCUUCAAAGAAAAUAAUAAUGAUAGUAUAAUUAUAAGUAAUUUGGAAGAUGAUGCGAGAGAGAUUAUUCUUAAUACAUCUAAAGAAAUAAAAGCGAUUGGACUAAUAAAACGGGAAAUAUUCUUAGCCAAUCCUUAUAUUCAUCCAAUAGUUAUAAACAAUUAGAUUGGAUGUUAUAAAACAAUAGCUAAGUAGCUUAAUUUAUCAGCUUAAUAAUCUUUAAUUCAUGGUUCCAAAUUUACUGGUACCAAAGGAUAAUCUUUAUAGUAAUUGUUUCUAUAGAGAGGAGCUAUCAAUUGA